Messenger RNA from Vicia faba (fava bean), 306 nucleotides. Lineage: Eukaryota; Viridiplantae; Streptophyta; Magnoliopsida; Fabales; Fabaceae. The record is from the annotation of a GenBank genome assembly.
AUGGAAAAGGGGGUUAGGGUUGAAGGUUUGUGUCCCUUCACCCUCUCAAACAGAAUCGGUGCCGCUCCCUCUUCUUCCGUCGCCUCAACCUUUCAACGGAACUGGAAUCUCAAAUCGUCGAAGCUCCAUGGCUCGCGGAUUCAACGUCAUCUCAUUGUUUUUCCUCAUCAUCCCUUGCCUCAAUUGAUGACGAUGAUGAUGGAGGAUCAAAGGAAGGUGAAGGCUGAAGAUGAAGAUGGAUCCGAGGGAGAGAGGGUACCGCCAAAGUUGAAAAGGUUCAGUGGUGCAGCUUGGCAUGGUGAAUGA